Molecule: messenger RNA, 675 nt
Organism: Camellia sinensis
Lineage: Eukaryota; Viridiplantae; Streptophyta; Magnoliopsida; Ericales; Theaceae
Source: RefSeq, a predicted model, not a curated record
AUGGAUUCUGGAUGUCAACAACGUGUCCCACCUACUGCUUCAAAUAGACGACGUCGUGAAUUGGAUGUAGACCAUGAACGGGGACGAGGGCGUGGGCGAGGACGAGGUCAAGGUCGUGGUCAAGGUCGUGAUCCAGUUUCGGUAAAAUAUGCUAUCCCCAGUGCUAGUCAAAGUCGGAGCCGAAGCCAAAGACGAGUUCAAGGUUAUGAUAUGCCUGACAAUGCUGUGGAGGAUGCCUCUUUACCUGAUUCUCCUCCUGAACGAGGGCCCCUAAAGUGUCAUAAUCACUCUUCGAAGAUCUUUGCAUGGCCAUGGUGGUCAGUAGGCAACAACACCACAUUCAAAGCCAUUAUUGAGCAGUCUGGGCUGUCACAGUUAGCUCGUUGCACUUAUCAGUUCGUCAACAAGCUUCUAAUCUCCAAUUUUGUUGAGAGAUGGCAACCUGAGACGAACACAUUUCACAUGACAAUUGGUGAUAUGACCUUGACCCUGGAUGAUGUUGGCACUAUUCUUGGCCUUUCCAUUGUAGGCAAAUCAGUCAGCGUACUAGAUGUGACAGAUCAUCAUGGAGUUACACUACUGGUUUAUGGCUUGGGGAUUACUGAACGUGCAGCACAUGAAGAGGUUUCUUCUGCUGGUGGCAAUUCAGUCAGGCUUGAGCGGUUGCGAAGUUAG